This is a messenger RNA of Choloepus didactylus (southern two-toed sloth), 943 nucleotides long. RefSeq names its product glucosamine-6-phosphate isomerase 1-like. Gene Ontology annotation, cellular component: cytoplasm. The coding region runs from base 10 to 879 and encodes 289 amino acids. The transcript has a single exon. Gene Ontology annotation, biological process: N-acetylglucosamine catabolic process; N-acetylneuraminate catabolic process; carbohydrate metabolic process. Gene Ontology annotation, molecular function: glucosamine-6-phosphate deaminase activity; identical protein binding. The record is from RefSeq and is a predicted model, not a curated record. Lineage: Eukaryota; Metazoa; Chordata; Mammalia; Pilosa; Megalonychidae.
CCAGAAACGAUGAAGCUCAUCAUCCUCGAUGACUAUUCUCAGGCCAGUGAGUGGGCAGCCAAAUACAUCAGGAACUGCAUCAUCCAGUUUAACCCAGGGCCAGACAAAUACUUCACCCUGGGGCUCCCCACUGGGAGCACCCCACUUGGCUGCUACAAGAAGCUGAUUGAGUACUACAGGAACAGGGACCUGUCCUUCAAGUAUGUGAAGACCUUCAAUAUGGAUGAGUAUGUGGGCCUUCCUCGAAACCACCCAGAGAGUUACCACUCCUUCAUGUGGAGCAACUUCUUCAAGCACAUUGACAUCCAUCCAGAAAACACCCAUAUUCUGGAUGGGAAUGCAGCCGACCUGAAGGUGGAGUGUGAUGCCUUUGAAGAGAAGAUCACAGCUGCAGGCGGGAUUGAGCUGUUUGUUGGAGGCAUUGGCCCCGAUGGACAUAUUGCCUUUAAUGAACCGGGCUCCAGUCUGGUGUCUAGGACCCGUGUGAAGACACUGGCCAUGGACACCAUCCUGGCCAAUGCCAGGUUCUUCGAUGAAGAUCUCACCAAGGUGCUCACCAUGGCCCUGACGGUGGGCGUGGGCACCAUCAUGGAUGCUAGAGAGGUGAUGAUCCUCAUCACAGGUGCACACAAGGCAUUUGCUCUGUACAAGGCCAUUGAGGAGGGGGUGAGCCACAUGUGGACCAUGUCUGCCUUCCAGCAGCAUCCCCGCACAGUGUUUGUGUGUGACGAGGAUGCCACCCUAGAGCUGAAAGUGAAGACUGUCAAGUAUUUCAAAGGUUUAAUGCUUGUUCAUAACAAGUUGGUGGAUCCCUUGUACAGUAUCAAGGAGAAGGAAACAGAGAAAAGCCAGUCUUCCAAGACACCAUACAGUGAUUAGCCUGUGCUGCAUCUAGUAUCAAGUACCUCAUAGGCAUGGGCAGGUUCUUCUGGAAGUGGUCUUU